AUGUCUUCUCUUCAAUACUUCUCCUCCAUAACAAUUUCCUUCGGAACUCCAAAAUGCGUAUGUAAUACCCCUCUCGUUACUCGCUUAGCUCCCAUUAAAUCCCGUAAUUAUCGUCUAACGUUGAGGGCAACGACGUCAAUUGAUGAAAUCCCACCAAAUGCAGUUCGCCGGAAAAUAGACCGGAACUGGAGAGGUGGGUUUAGUCUCGGCGUAGAUUUAGGUUUAUCUCGGACCGGAAUCGCUCUUAGUAAAGGCUACACUGGUCGACCUCUCACGGUUUUGAAAUCGAGAGGACAAAAGCUCGAGACGAGGCUAUUGCAAAUUGCUGAAGAGGAGGAGGUUGAUGAAUUCAUAAUUGGGUUGCCGAGAUCUUCUGAUGGGAAAGAGACAAUUCAGUCGAAUAAAGUUCGAUCUGUUGCCGGACGACUCGCUGUUCAAGCCGCCGAGAAGGGUUGGAGAGUUUAUGUAUUGGAUGAACAUGGGACAUCAUCAGAAGCUUCAGACAGAAUGAUUUUAAUGGGACUAAGCAAGAGUGAAAGGCAGAACAGAGAAGAUGCGUACGCCGCUGUGGUAUUGUUGGAGAGGUAUUUCUCUACACAAGGUCGAGGAACCGAGAUUAUACUUCCCAAGAGUUUAGAACUUCAAGAGAAGAUAAAAAACGGUGCACUUCUAGACCCUGACUUUUUCCCGGGAAAGCUUGAAGAGUAUAACACAUUUUUAAGUAGUUUGCUUUUGUUAUCCUCAUUGCCUUGUGGAAUUCUUGCGAUUAAUUGUGAUUUCGAUUCGUUUAUGUAG
Molecule: messenger RNA, 795 nt
Organism: Arabis nemorensis
Lineage: Eukaryota; Viridiplantae; Streptophyta; Magnoliopsida; Brassicales; Brassicaceae
Source: the annotation of a GenBank genome assembly